CCGCCGCACAGGACGUCCCCACGUGUCCGCUACUAUCUGACUGUUUACAGUCUUUUGGUAGCGAAUGUUAACACACAACCGAACAAACUCUGUCCUAACAGUUCCGGCCAAAGUGCAGCAAUGCCGAAAGUGAACAAGAUGAAAGGCGGAGGAGCAGAGAAGAGCGGCGGAGCGGUGGCCCUGGCCGACCAGAUCCUGCAUGCGGACACUGUUCGAGCCCGGGGCCGGGUGAAGAGCAGAGACAUGCUGGCAGAGGAGGAGGACAAGUACGUGGACGAGCGACUGUCACGCAAAAUCCUGCAACAGGCUCGAAUCCAACAAGAGGAACUCCAGAGCGAGUAUGGCCUGGCACCGGAGAAGAAGAAGAAAGCCCCGGCCACAGUUCUCGGGCCCGAGUCUCAGGAUGCAGACUCAGACGAGGAAUGGCCCGCGCUGGGAGAAGGUGGUGCAGGUGGUGGUGAUGCUGAAUGUGACACAGACAUUGUUGUAGACCCUGACGACGAGAAGGCCAUUGAGAUGUUCAUGAACAAAAACCCCCCUAUGAGACGGACUUUAGCUGACAUAAUCAUGGAGAAGAUCACUGAGAAGCAGACUGAGGUGGGAACUGUGAUGUCUGAGGUGUCAGGGUGUCCGAUGCCCCAGCUGGACCCGAGAAUAAUCGAAGUUUACAAAGGUGUCAGCAAGGUUCUGUCAAAAUAUCGAAGUGGUAAACUGCCCAAGGCUUUUAAAAUAAUACCAGCGCUUUCAAACUGGGAGCAGGUCCUGUAUUUGACUGACCCUGAGGGCUGGACUGCAGCUGCCGUGUACCAAGCAACAAGAAUUUUCUCCUCGAAUCUAAAAGAACGGAUGGCUCAGCGAUUUUACAACUUGGUACUGCUGCCCCGAGUGCGGGAUGACAUUGCAGAAUACAAGCGACUCAACUUUCAUCUCUACAGCGCCCUGAAAAAGGCUCUGUUCAAACCUGGAGCAUGGUUCAAAGGCAUACUGAUUCCUCUGUGUGAGUCUGGGACAUGCACGCUGAGAGAAGCCAUCAUCAUUGGGAGCAUACUCACUAAGUGUUCGAUCCCUGUGCUACACUCCAGUGCUGCAAUGCUUAAGUUGGCAGAGAUGGAGUACAACGGUGCCAACAGCAUUUUCCUGCGUCUCCUCCUAGACAAGAAGUACGCCCUGCCCUUCCGUGUUCUAGAUGCCUUGGUGGCUCACUUCCUGUCUUUCCGCAGUGAAAAACGUGUUCUUCCUGUGCUGUGGCAUCAGAGUCUACUCACCCUGGCCCAGCGCUACAAAGCUGACCUGUCCUCUGAACAAAAAGAAGCCCUGCUGGAGCUGCUCAAGAUUCAAAUGCAUCCUAACAUUUCUGCAGAGAUCCGCAGGGAGUUACAAAACUCUGAGUCCAGGGACAUUGAAAUCGGGCUCCCUGUUACAGUUGAAAUGGAUUGAUGGAGUCUGGUGUGGUGCUUCAUCCACAUCUUUCAACUUUGCAAAGAAUGAAAAGACUUUUGCAAAUCAUUAUCCUGUUGUGAUCAGAGAAGCACAGUUCCUCUGUAGUUUCUCAGAGCUGGAAGUGUGUUCCCUAUCUGGACUGGUUUGAACAUUAAAGAAAAAAAACUACUACUCAUCACUUUUGAUGUAGCUGCAGGAAUUUCUGAGCUUGUGAAUACAAAGACUGCUAUUGUGUAUGCUUGAUUAAAAGCAACUGUGGUUCUGAAGCAACUGUUUGAAUUAAAAAUCAACUUAACCCCUUCAAAGUUGGUCAGUUUAUUCAUGUUAUGCUGGUUUACCCUAGUUGGUAAAAUAAAGUUAAAACCAACUACAUAAUGUCAAAAAGGUA
Cololabis saira (Pacific saury) is the source of this 1828-nucleotide messenger RNA. It is a transcript of the gene bysl, whose product is annotated as bystin-like. NCBI's taxonomy places the organism in Eukaryota, Metazoa, Chordata, Actinopteri, Beloniformes, Belonidae. The transcript is spliced from 7 exons. Gene Ontology annotation, cellular component: nucleolus; preribosome, small subunit precursor; cytoplasm. The record is from RefSeq and is a predicted model, not a curated record. The coding region runs from base 121 to 1437 and encodes 438 amino acids. Gene Ontology annotation, biological process: rRNA processing. Gene Ontology annotation, molecular function: snoRNA binding.